AUGGAAAUUGAAAAGUUGAAAAUCCUGCUUGAACAGGUUAAAGGCGGAGAGAUUGCAGUGGAUGAUGCCCUGCAAUCCCUCCGUAUACUUCCUUUUGAAGAUUUAGGAUUUUCAAAAAUCGAUCACCAUCGUCAACUUCGUACUGGAUUUCCUGAAGUCAUCUUCUGUCAAGGAAAAACAGUAGAACAGGUCAAGCAGAUUAGUGAACGUAUCCUCGCAGCAGGACAUCCCCUCCUCGCAACGCGCGCCACACCUGAGAUGUAUAAAGCCGUAAAAGAAGUUCAACCUGCGGCACGCUAUAAUGAACUUGGGCGAACGAUCACCGUCUCGCGAUCUGAGGAAGAUGCAGGCGUUUCAGGUAUACUCAUCGUUUCUGCUGGCACUUCCGACUUGCCUGUCGCCGAGGAAGCCGCCGAAACCGCUCUGAUGAUGGGAAACCAACCGGAACGCCUUUACGAUGUCGGUGUGGCAGGAUUACACCGACUCAUAAGCAAUCACGAGAAACUCCUGAACGCUCGCGUCAUCAUCGUCGUUGCCGGUAUGGAAGGUGCACUCCCAAGUGUUGUCGGUGGGUUGGUGGACUGCCCUGUCAUCGCGGUGCCGACAAGCAUCGGCUACGGUGCCAGUUUCGGCGGACUCGCCGCUUUAUUAGGGAUGCUAAACAGUUGUGCGUCCGGUGUCACCGUUGUGAAUAUCGAUAACGGUUUCGGCGCGGGUUAUAGCGCGGCACUCAUCAACCGACUCAGCGCAUAA
Messenger RNA from Geodia barretti, 753 nucleotides. Lineage: Eukaryota; Metazoa; Porifera; Demospongiae; Tetractinellida; Geodiidae. The record is from the annotation of a GenBank genome assembly.